AUGGUGAUGAAGUGGACUACUGCAUGCCUUGUGGCACUUGCCAUCCUUGGCAACUUCUGUGAUGCACAACCUGCAACUACAACAGCUCAGCAGCAACCAGGGAAACAAUACCCUCAGCAGGGAAUGAACACACAAAUAACGCAAUCAUUGGAGCCACCAGUCAAUUGGGAAUACCCCCCUUAUCCAACAAUUCCACCCAAACAAGAAAUGCCGUUUGUGUAUCAACAGCCUGUUGCAGCUGUGAGCGUGGCUGUCCAUUGCAGAGAAAGUGACGUUCGCGUGGAAGUCAAGAAGGACUUUUUUGGCACUGGUCAAUUCAUCAAGAAAGAUGACCUUGCCCUGGGAGGUUGUGCUGGCUGGGACGAUGCUACCAAUCGAUUUGUGAUUUUUGAAAAUGCCCUCCAGGAAUGUGGCAGCGUGUUAAAUAUGUAUCCUGAGUCUCUCGUCUACACCUUUACUCUUAACUAUAAUCCUCGACCUUUGGGUGUUACCAAUGUGGUGCGGUCCAGUAAAGCUGCUGUAAUUGUGGAAUGUCAUUACCAAAGGAAGCAUAAUGUGAGCAUUGGUCCAAUUUACCCUGACUGGAUGCCAUACUCAGAAUCUAAAAUGGCCAAGGAUUUCUUAUACUUUACUCUGUCACUCAUGACAGAUGACUGGAAGUUUGAGAGGCAAAGUAAAAUGUAUUACCUGGGAAGUAUGAUUAAUAUUGAGGCCAUGGUCAUACAGUGGUUGCACGUGCCUCUCAUGGUCUUUGUUUCUGAGUGUACAGCUACAAUAAAUCCAGACCCUAAUUCCCAGCCAAAAUAUGUAUUCCUGACUGGCAAUGGGUGUCUUAUUGAUGCAAAGUUCACUGCUUCUACAUCUGCUUUUGUGAAUCGUCCUGCGGACAACAGGCUUCAAUUCCAGUUGGAAUCCUUUAGAUUUCUUUCAAUGAAUUCUGAUGAGAUCUACAUAACCUGUAAGCUAAAAGCCAGACCUGCUGUUCUUGGUGUGAGUGCGACCCACAAGGCCUGUUCUUAUAAGAACAAUAUGUGGUUGGAGCUUAGUGGACAGAACAAUUUCUGUGCAAACUGUGAGACACUUAAAUACGAAUCAGCAAGUGGUGCAUAUGGAACACCUGAUAAAAUAAAAGUAACUGGUCUUAUUUGUUUAAUCAUUCUUUUUACUGUUGUGAAACGAGCA
Thalassophryne amazonica is the source of this 1182-nucleotide messenger RNA. RefSeq names its product zona pellucida sperm-binding protein 3-like. The annotation marks the transcript as partial. The transcript has 9 exons. NCBI's taxonomy places the organism in Eukaryota, Metazoa, Chordata, Actinopteri, Batrachoidiformes, Batrachoididae. Gene Ontology annotation, cellular component: extracellular matrix. The record is from RefSeq and is a predicted model, not a curated record. Gene Ontology annotation, biological process: binding of sperm to zona pellucida; egg coat formation; positive regulation of acrosome reaction. Gene Ontology annotation, molecular function: acrosin binding.